Schistosoma margrebowiei is the source of this 1711-nucleotide messenger RNA. The record is from the annotation of a GenBank genome assembly. NCBI's taxonomy places the organism in Eukaryota, Metazoa, Platyhelminthes, Trematoda, Strigeidida, Schistosomatidae.
CUACAAAUCACAAGUGGUGAUAUUUCAAAUGACCUCCGAUAGUAAUAAAGCUUCACAUGAUUCUUCAAGUGAACACAUCAAUAACAACAAAAGCGAAAAUGCCAAUUGCAUACAGCUUAUGGAUCGAAAACAAGAGGUCACAGAAAGCUUGCAAAACAAUAACAUAGAUCCUUGCAUUCUCCCACAGCUCACAAGAUCUGACAUAAACUGGUAAGAAAAUUUCGUGUAUCGUUUAAAAUUUCAUGAAAAUCUAUUACUUAAUAUUCUACAAAAUGGUUAUCAUAAAACAUAUUCAGAACUAUUCAAUUUAAUUGAUUAUGAAGAGAAACGACGUAUUAAUGCAGGAAUUUCAUCACCAUAUUGGACUAUUCAACCAUUGACUGAACGACAUCAAUUACUUUGUGAAAUGAUGACACAUUUAAUGAAUGCAGAGAAUUUUAAUCAUUCUAAUCAAAUUGAAGAAGUUUAUAAAGAGAAUUUAUACUUGGCAGGAUUAUUUCAAUCAAAUAUCAAUGAUCAUUGGUUAUUAGAUAUUUAUUUACAAAAAUGUUUAAAAAUUGUAAAUAAAGGUUAUCUUGCUAUAAAGAAUAUGAUAACAACUAAAUUACAAAUGAAUAAUAUUGAUAAAAUACGAUUGGAUAACUUAACUGAAAUAAAACAAACACUUAAAAAGCGGUUAUUUGAAGCAAUCUAUCAUAAUGCUACAUAUUUAUUUGAAACAGGAAAAUACCCCCAAUCAUUAGAACUGUAUAAACAAUUACAAAAUAAAUUAGAAAAACAUAAACAUAUUUUGCAACCAUCUAUAAAUCCAUUUGAAAAACAACAAAUUAAUAUACCAUUGUAUAUUGUAUGUUAUGAACAAAUCUGUCGAAUCAUUUUAACAAUUUAUCAACCAAAUAAAGAAGAUCAAAUGAACGAAUUAUUGUUAAAUUUAAAUGAAGCAUUGAAAUAUGCUGAAAAAUCGGAAAAUCAAAAACUUAUAGGAUUAUGUAAUAAACAAAUUAGUCAAGUAUAUCAGGUCCAUGAAGAUUAUGAAAUGGCUCAUAAAGUUGCAGAACAAUAUUUCGAUAUAGCUGAAAGAUCCAAUGAUAUUUUGGAGAAGAUUGAAGCAUGUAAACUACUGGGAAGUAUAAAUGAAAAUUUAUCUAAACUAGAUGAAGCUGAACAAAAUUACAUAACUAUUAUUGAAUAUACAAAAUUAUUACAUAAUAAUAAUAAUACAGAGAAAUUAUCUGAAGCCUAUGAAUUAUUAGCUAAAUUUUAUAUAUUCAAUACAAAUAAAUAUGAAUUAGCUAAAUUAGCUUCUGAAAAUGGUUUAAAUUAUGCUCAAAUAAAUGAAACUAUUAUUUAUCAUCAAUUAAAAUUAUGGUAUUCAAUAUCAAAAUCGAAAUUAAUGGAACCGCAUUAUUUAAAUAUGAUUAUAGCUGCACAAUAUAAUUCCACUGAUAUGAUUGAUUUAAUUAAAUGGAAAGAUACACAUUGUAAUUUACCAAUAUUUGAUAAAGAUCAUUUUAGUGAAGUAACAUAUGACAGUUUUACUAAAAAACGAAAUGAGAUAAAUCAAUCAAAUUCAACUCAUACUUUGAACUCCUAAUCUAUUAUUUACAUCAUUUAUUUCGUAUGGUUCUUUGAAGAAUCCCCACGACAAAGAAACAAAAAGUCAAAACAGACUACUUAAAUCAAAUGAUCGAUGCACUGAACACUUUUUUUC